This is a messenger RNA of Myotis brandtii (Brandt's bat), 1139 nucleotides long. Its product is annotated as basic proline-rich protein-like. The transcript has 3 exons. Lineage: Eukaryota; Metazoa; Chordata; Mammalia; Chiroptera; Vespertilionidae. The record is from RefSeq and is a predicted model, not a curated record. The coding region runs from base 435 to 1079 and encodes 214 amino acids.
GCCCCAGACUCUGAGGACAGCACUGGCAUCAUCCCGUUCCCCCAGGGAGGUCCCCCAGUCACCCCUGCCCACAUCUGCCAGCCACCUGGCUGCCUUCCUGAAGGCACCUCAUGGCACAAGGAGCUGUGGGUGUCCCAAACUGCUAAGAAGGCUGGCUGGGGGCUUGACCAACGGCACUCACCUGUCCUCAACCCACUAGCCUACACAUGGGGUGCUCAGGCCCCUUGGGACAGCUGUGGCCUCAGCAGGGGACCAACUGAGGCAGAUAAGAGGGUGGGGCUGGGGCUGACCAGUGACCCAAGUCCUUCCUGAUUCCCCUUCUCACUUAGCUUAGCCCCCUUUAACCCACUCCUUCAUCUCAAACACUUCAACCAGGAAAGAAGGGUACAAGGUGACCUGGGCACCCUGGGUCCUGCUACCCCGUCCGAUAGGGGAUGAACAGUCCUCCCUCAAGAAAGUCCACUCUAAUGGCAGAGAGACAGCAGUCUGGGGAGCCUGCUGACGGGAGGGGGGCCCAGCCCAGCGCUCCAGGAGACCCUGGUCUGAAGGAUCAGCCCUGCAAGGCCCAGGCCGACAAGGAAGACUCGAUACCCAGAUACCCAUCCAGGGAGCUCCCAGGCCAAGGGCGGAGGCACAGCCCAGCCCCAGGAGCUCCCAGGCUAAGGGCGGAGACCGUCCCGGCCCCGGGAGCUCCAGUCCCAACGGGGAGACGCCGCCGGCCUCACGGAGCUCCCGGCCUCGCAGACGAGGCACCAGGCACACCCCGUCCACAGCGACACAGCCCGGACCCCGCGGCCCCGCUGCGGCUGGCCUGGCCGCGUUCACAACCCUCUGCCCUCCCAGCUCCCAAACGGAUGGGGCGGAGACCCCGGCCCCCUGGAAAGCCAUCUCGGCCACUGAUUGGUAGGUACGGUACGGCUCCCGCGGUUAUCGACGUAUUCCCGCCUUCCUGCAAGGACGCACCAGUCAGAGGUCCCGUUUGUGCCUCACACCGAGAUGACUUUGACUCGAUAGGCGAAGGCCCCUGUCCGUCUCGAUGGCGUCACGCCCCUCCGUGGCUGAUACACACAGAUAUAUGAUGGCAAGCCCCACUGUGCACCCAGCCCCAGCCACCCAGUUCUUCCCCCAGAGACACCCAA